Molecule: messenger RNA, 4209 nt
Organism: Mastomys coucha (southern multimammate mouse)
Lineage: Eukaryota; Metazoa; Chordata; Mammalia; Rodentia; Muridae
Gene: Ace
Product: angiotensin I converting enzyme
Exons: 25
Coding region: 63-4004 (1313 amino acids)
Biological process (GO): proteolysis
Cellular component (GO): plasma membrane
Molecular function (GO): peptidyl-dipeptidase activity; metallopeptidase activity
Source: RefSeq, a predicted model, not a curated record
AUAAUCCGCAGGGCGGUCGCGGCACGGGAGAAGGGGCAGCGCCGCACCGCGCGCACCGCGCCAUGGGGGCUGCGUCCGGCCAGCGAGGGCCGUGGCCGUUGUCGCCUCCGCUCUUGACGCUGUCGCUGCUGGUGGUGCUGCUGCUGCCGCCGUCGCCCGCCGCGGCGCUCGACCCCGGAUUGCAGCCGGGCAACUUUUCUGCGGACGAGGCAGGGGCGCAGCUCUUCGCUGAAAGCUAUAACUCGAGCGCCGAGGUGGUGAUGUACCAGAGCACCGCGGCCAGCUGGGCGUACGACACCAACAUCACGGAGGAGAAUGCGCAGCGCCAGGAGGAAGCGGCCCUGCUCAACCAGGAGUUUACAGAGGUCUGGGGCAAGAAGGCCAAGGAGCUGUAUGAGUCCAUGUGGCAGAACUUUGCUGACUCAAAGCUGCGAAGGAUCAUCGGAUCUAUUCGGACCCUAGGACCUGCCAACCUGCCCCUGGCCCAGCGGCAGCAGUACAACUCUCUGCUAAGCAACAUGAGCAGAAUCUACUCCACUGGCAAGGUCUGCUUCCCCAACAAGACUGCCACCUGCUGGUCCCUGGAGCCAGAGCUCACCAACAUCCUGGCUUCCUCACGAAGCUAUGCCAAGCUGCUGUUUGCCUGGGAGGGCUGGCAUGAUGCUGUGGGAAUCCCACUGAAACCUCUCUAUCAAGACUUUACUGCCCUCAGUAAUGAAGCCUACAGACAAGAUGGCUUCUCGGACACAGGAGCCUACUGGCGCUCCUGGUAUGAGUCCCCCUCCUUUGAGGAGAGUCUGGAGCAUCUCUACCACCAACUAGAGCCCCUCUACCUGAACCUCCAUGCCUACGUUCGCCGCGCACUGCAUCGCCGCUAUGGGGACAAAUACAUCAAUCUCAGGGGGCCAAUUCCCGCUCAUCUGCUGGGAGACAUGUGGGCCCAGAGCUGGGAGAACAUCUACGACAUGGUAGUGCCUUUCCCAGACAAACCCAACCUCGAUGUCACCAGUACAAUGGUACAGAAGGGCUGGAAUGCCACACACAUGUUCCGGGUAUCAGAGGAAUUCUUCACCUCGCUGGGUCUCUCACCCAUGCCUCCUGAGUUCUGGGCAGAGUCAAUGCUGGAGAAACCAACUGAUGGACGGGAGGUGGUGUGCCAUGCCUCUGCCUGGGACUUCUACAACAGGAAGGACUUCAGGAUUAAGCAGUGCACACGGGUCACGAUGGAUCAGCUCUCCACGGUGCACCACGAGAUGGGCCAUGUGCAGUACUAUCUCCAGUACAAGGACCUGCAUGUCUCUCUGCGUAGAGGUGCCAACCCUGGCUUCCAUGAGGCCAUUGGGGAUGUGCUUGCACUCUCUGUCUCUACCCCUGCGCAUCUGCAGAAAAUCGGCCUGCUGGACCAUGUUGUCAAUGACAUAGAAAGUGACAUCAAUUACUUGCUAAAGAUGGCCCUCGAGAAAAUUGCCUUCUUGCCCUUUGGUUACCUGGUGGACCAGUGGCGUUGGGAGGUCUUCAGUGGACGGACCCCACCCUCUCGCUACAACUUUGACUGGUGGUAUCUUCGAACCAAGUAUCAGGGGAUCUGCCCACCAGUUUCCCGGAAUGAAACCCAUUUUGAUGCCGGAGCCAAGUUUCACAUCCCGAGCGUGACACCAUACAUCAGGUACUUUGUGAGCUUCGUGCUGCAGUUCCAGUUCCAUCAAGCACUGUGCAAGGAGGCAGGCCACCAGGGCCCACUACACCAGUGUGACAUCUACCAGUCCACCAAGGCGGGGGCCAAGCUCCAGCAGGUAUUGCAGGCUGGCUGCUCCAGGCCCUGGCAGGAGGUGCUGAAGGACCUGGUAGGCUCAGAUGCCCUGGAUGCCAAGGCACUGCUGGAGUACUUCCAACCGCUCAACCAGUGGCUGGAGGAGCAGAAUCAGCGGAAUGGCGAAGUCCUAGGCUGGCCAGAGUAUCAGUGGCGUCCACCGCUACCCGACAACUACCCAGAGGGCAUUGACCUAGAGACUGAUGAAGCCAAAGCUGACAGGUUCGUGGAGGAGUAUGACCGGACAGCCCAGGUGUUGUGGAACGAGUACGCAGAGGCCAACUGGCAUUAUAACACCAACAUUACCAUAGAGAACAGCAAGAUCCUGCUUCAGAAAAACAAGGAAGUGUCCAACCACACCCUGAAAUAUGGCACCUGGGCCAAGACAUUUGACGUGAGCAACUUUCAAAACUCUACCAUCAAGCGGAUCAUAAAGAAGGUUCAGAACAUGGAACGGGCAGUGUUGCCUCCCAAGGAAUUAGAAGAGUACAACAAAAUCCUGCUAGACAUGGAGACAACUUACAGCGUAGCCAACGUUUGCUACACAAAUGGCACUUGUCUGCCCCUGGAGCCUGAUCUGACAAAUAUGAUGGCCACAUCCCGGAAAUACGAAGAACUGCUAUGGGCGUGGAAGAGCUGGAGAGACAAAGUGGGGAGAGCCAUCCUUCCCUUUUUCCCUAAGUAUGUGGAAUUCUCCAACAAGAUCGCCAAGCUCAACGGCUACACAGAUGCAGGGGACUCAUGGAGAUCCUUCUACGAGUCUGACAGCUUGGAGCAAGACCUGGAAAAACUGUAUGAGGAGCUGCAGCCGCUCUACCUGAACCUGCAUGCCUAUGUGCGCCGGUCCCUGCACCGCCACUAUGGGCCUGAGUACAUCAACCUGGAUGGUCCCAUUCCUGCCCAUCUGCUAGGGAACAUGUGGGCGCAGACCUGGUCCAACAUCUAUGAUUUGGUGGCGCCCUUCCCUUCUGCCCCCAAUUUAGAUGCUACAGAAGCCAUGAAAAAGCAGGGAUGGACACCCAGAAGAAUCUUUAAAGAAGCUGACAAUUUCUUUACCUCCUUGGGGCUGUUACCUGUGCCCGCUGAGUUCUGGAACAAGUCCAUGUUAGAGAAGCCAACCGAUGGAAGGGAGGUGGUGUGCCAUGCCUCAGCCUGGGACUUCUACAACGGCAAGGACUUCAGGAUCAAGCAGUGUACCUCUGUGAACAUGGAGGACUUGGUGAUAGCACACCACGAAAUGGGCCACGUCCAGUAUUUCAUGCAGUACAAAGACUUACCCAUGACCUUUCGGGAGGGUGCCAACCCCGGUUUUCAUGAAGCUAUUGGAGAUGUGCUAGCUCUGUCGGUGUCUACCCCCAAGCAUCUACACAGUCUCAACCUGCUUAGUAGUGAGGGCAGUGGCUACGAGCAUGACAUCAACUUUCUAAUGAAGAUGGCCCUCGACAAGAUCGCCUUCAUCCCGUUCAGCUACCUCAUGGACCAGUGGCGCUGGAGGAUUUUUGAUGGGAGCAUCACCAAGGAGAACUACAACCAGGAGUGGUGGAGCCUCAGGCUGAAGUAUCAGGGUCUCUGCCCUCCAGUGCCUCGAUCCCAAGGUGACUUUGACCCAGGGUCCAAGUUCCACAUACCUGCGAAUGUGCCAUACAUCAGGUACUUUAUCAGCUUCAUCAUCCAGUUCCAGUUCCACGAGGCACUGUGUCACGCAGCCGGGCACACGGGUCCCCUGCACAAGUGUGACAUCUACCAAUCCAAGGAAGCAGGGAAGCUCCUGGCGGAUACCAUGAAGCUGGGCUACAGUAAGCCGUGGCCAGAGGCCAUGAAGCUGAUCACAGGCCAGCCUAACAUGUCAGCUUCUGCCAUGAUGAAUUACUUCAAGCCACUGACAGAAUGGCUCGUCACCGAGAACAGGAGACAUGGAGAGACACUGGGCUGGCCGGAGUACACCUGGACACCAAACACGGCUCGUGCAGAAGGCUCCCUCCCAGAGUCCAGCCGCGUCAACUUCCUGGGCAUGUACCUGGAGCCACAGCAGGCCCGCGUGGGCCAGUGGGUGCUGCUCUUCCUAGGCGUCGCCCUGCUGCUGGCCACCGUGGGUCUCGCCCAUCGUCUCUACAACAUCCAUAACCAUCACAGCCUCCGCCGGCCCCACCGCGGGCCCCAGUUUGGGUCUGAGGUGGAGCUCAGACACUCCUGAGGUGACCCUGUCGGCAAGGCCAGCAGAGGAGUGUUCCAGAAGAGACUGGAUGGAGUACAUGGUGAUUGAGUGGAACAUACCCUCGCUGAGCCUUCCUCCCUUGCUGCCCCCCAGGCCUAGCCCCCAUUCUCUAGAUAAUCAGCAUCUGACUGGCUGAACUUCCCUGCCCAGCCUCCCUGAAUCCAAUUAAAGGUUCUCCCCAACA